Molecule: messenger RNA, 2109 nt
Organism: Marasmius oreades (fairy-ring Marasmius)
Lineage: Eukaryota; Fungi; Basidiomycota; Agaricomycetes; Agaricales; Marasmiaceae
Exons: 3
Coding region: 195-1985 (596 amino acids)
Molecular function (GO): protein binding
Source: RefSeq, a predicted model, not a curated record
CUCUCACUUCGAGUAGGUUCUUUCACGCAUCUCUGGGGUUGUCGUCCACUUCAAUCCCAAAAUACUUGAUCCCUCUUUCUGCCAGUCCUAUUCGAACUCGCGUCCACUGUACACAGUCCGUCUAUUUACAUCCGACGGAAGACAAAGAAAAGGGUGGUUAUUACAGAGACCUAGCUUAUCAACAAAGGUCUUUAAUGUCGAACAACCAUGGCGUCCAAACCCCGGGCUGGAACGGAGAUAAAAAUCUUCCGGAGUCGAGAAGGACGACCCAUUACGAAAAUCUUGAAAAGUUCCUCGAAUCUCCUGAUGACGUUUGGGAGGCCAUCUUUCACCAGGUUGAUCGUCCGAAAGAUUUACUUUCUUGCAUACUGGCAUGCAAACGAUUCAACAACCUUGCGCUCUUCCCGCUCUAUCACGCUAUUCAUUACAAAGCGGCCUACUCCUCGAUAAUGUCUCUCUCCGAAACCUCUUUGUCGCAACGAAAACCCUCUACUUUAGGUCAAAUCAUUCGCACAGUCGUUUUUACCACGAGCAAUGGCCGGUAUGAACCCCGGCCAUCGAAUAAUUCCCAACGGCCUCCAAUGUUCAUGACAUCUGCGUUAUCAACUCUCUGCGCUUCGUCGUUCGCAGCAAAUGUUACCAAACUGGUUUUUGUUGGCGCCGAAGUACCCUUGAAGUUCUAUUUUGUUCUGUUCUCGUUGACGAGGCUUCGUGCUCUGUACUUCCACAAUUCAUGGGACGAUGAUACAGCGGGUAUAUGUGAGGAUGGCGAACCACUCAGCGCCAGCGCUUCACAGUUGUCCACCGUUGUUGACUUACGUAUCUGGAAUCAUAAGUUCCGACGGACCGGUCUUAGAUCCAGAAGAGGGCAGAUUCACUACAUUUUCGGAGUAGCCACCACUGUCCUCCUUCCCUCUCGACACCUCCACACCCUGCAUCUAGACUGGGAACCCCCAGUUGCGUCUCAUCUUGUUGGGGGACAGACUGCUACAAGCCACCUCGAAUCAUUUGUGGCUGAGACAGCACCGCGCCUUCGUGUACUCCAUCUACGCCUUCCCUCUUACAACGCGGAACAAAACUCCAGGAUUACCUCAGAGAUUCGGCGGCUCUACUACCAACUCGGAAUCUUCCUACGAGCCUGUUCGAAUUUAGAAGAGCUGUACCUCGUGACUGAGGACAAGUAUGGAGUUUCCCCGAUCUUUGGUGAAGCCUUGGGACAUGUAGGGCUCCCAAACAUCAGGGUUCUUUCCGUUCCUUCCCUAUAUUUCGUUCCAUUACUCAUAUCAAACACCGCUCCGCUUGAAUCCGUGCAUAUCUCUCCUCACCGAGCCUUGUAUAGCAAGGUGGUCGUGUCUGACAAACAGGUCUUGCGACCUUUACUUCAGGUUCCUGCCCCCGAGACUAUCUCGUCUACACUCUCUGAAUUCAAUGGGUCUAGGAUGAGGGAGAUUACGGUGUUUUGCAAUGUGUGGCAUCACGAACUUCUCCUGUUUGCUGCACAGUGUUUCCCUCGUCUGGAGGUGUUGAAGAUCGGGUAUGAGGUUGCGCACAUCAGUGAUGCCGAUUGGCAGUCAAUGGGUGGUGUACAUCUCCAUCGUCUUCCUGCAUUGAAGAUAUUUUACCUCUACAAACACCAGGACGAACAACCUUCACUCGACGCGUCUUCUGGUCCUCAGGAGUCACCAAUGCCAGAUGAGGUCCAGUUAUCUACGACCCAAAUUGAAUCGGCACUUGACGUCCUCGCAGCGUGGAGCCGAUGGGUCGCAUUUUUAGAUGAAGUCAGCUUUGACCAAGAUUCUGUAUGGACAAGGGGUAAGAUCUAUCAAAGCGUACCUUGGGACAACUGUAACUCGGGGAAUGGAUAUUGGACGCGGCCGCCCAAGCCUGCAUGGAGGUGGUCCGAGUGGAGAGUUUCGAAGCGAUCUAAUCGUCCGGGAGAUGAUUUGAUGGAAGGGAGUAGGGAGGUUGAUCGUUUUCUGGCAUGAUUAUUUUCAGUCCGUCUGUUCAACUUAUCGUUCGAUCUUGAUUCCUGUACAGCUUACAAGAAGUAUUGUAUUAGUAGGUAUUUCCAUUCUCGAUCUAUGUAAUUGAACUAUUUGUGCUCGUCCC